Molecule: messenger RNA, 2224 nt
Organism: Trichoderma reesei QM6a
Lineage: Eukaryota; Fungi; Ascomycota; Sordariomycetes; Hypocreales; Hypocreaceae
Exons: 2
Coding region: 1-1911 (636 amino acids)
Source: RefSeq, a predicted model, not a curated record
AUGAGAUUCCCCUUCAGACGAAAGGACAAGAAGAAGUCGGAGGUCGCCAGCCCUCCAGAGGCAUUGCGCCGCCCUGUUAGUAUCAGCCGGCAGCCUUGGUUUCCCCCAAGCGUCAGGUCGAGCCAACUCGUCGCCGUUCUCCCAGCAAACGUUUUGCAGCGCAUCUUCUUCUUCGUCUGCCCACAUUCCCUGGAUGAGACGUACGAUGCGUGCGAGGCGAGCGGGAAAGGAGAGGGCUGCAUGCUGUGUGACCUGCGCGACCUGGCCCACUGUUCGAUGGUGAACCGGACCUGGCACGACAAUGCCAUCAAGCUAUUCGUUCGGAUCGACCAGGUCCACUACUGCAAGCUCGAGGCCUGGCUGGCCGAGAGGCGCAAGCAGACGAGAUUUGACCGCAACGCCAUUCCUGAGGACCCGGCGCAGGCAAGGCUCAGGCUCUUCCGCCGCACGGUUCGCGAGGACCCGACCCGCAUCGGUAAGAGGGUCCAGUUCCUCAAGACGCCCUACCAGGUGCGCGAGUACUGCCAGGUGGAGUUGGCCCAGACCAUUGCCGUGCUCCCCAGCCUCAAGUAUGUUGAUCUGCCAGAGGGCAUGUUCUCAGACGAGUCGAGUAGUUCGACGCUCCGCUUUGAAGUCCAGGCCAGAUGCCCCAAUAUCCGCAAGAUGACGUACAACGCAGGCUCGGAGAAGAGCCUGGCGGCGCUGGCCACGGGUCAGGUGUGGCCUCAACUCGAGGUGAUUGAGCUCAACGGCAUCAAUGUCGACACCAUGACUAUGAGAGCGGUGUUGAAUUGUUUGUCAAACCUUCGGGCCCUCAAGAUGACGGAUACCGAGAGCAUUUCCGACGAGGUGCUGGCGGCGGCAUCGGGGCCUAUCAUGCCCUCGUUGGAGGAGUUCAUACUGGAAGGGACUCCUCGAGUGACGGCCGCCGGCCUCAUUGAGUAUCUCGCUUGGCCCGAAACCCAGCGCCAGCUCAAGGUCCUCACGCUGACCAAUACCGGCGUCCACCCGCAGAGGCUUUCAGAGGUCUUGACCAUGGCGCCAUAUCUUAAGUCGCUUGGCAUGAAGGCCAAGGUCAUUGAAGGCUUUCCACAGCACGCGGGCAUCCCACUGCUCGCAUCCAACAAUCUCGAGACGCUGCGCUGGGAGAUUUCCACCGAAUCGGACAAGGAGGUGUACGCAAGCAUGAAGGCCAGCUGGUACACCUACCUCGCCUCAUCCGUGCUCGCAGGGUCUAUGCCUAGGCUGCGCAAGCUCUUCGUCCACGAUGACACCUUUCCCGAGCAGCUUCAGGGGCUUCCUCCUCCCAACGCCGGCUUUGCAGGAGGGCACAUGCGCAACACAUCUCAGGCUUCCACCCGCAGCGCCCGCAUGCCUAUUCCAGGCAAACCGAGCACGCCCACAUCCAGCACGUUUGGCAAUCCGUUUGCUGCGCCGUAUGGGACCUCGCCCGGCUCGCCCGGCUCGCCACAGUCUCAGGUUGUGUCCCCUCGACAGCUGGGCGUGCCUCGUGCGCCGGCCGCCCAUCGCUUCAGCUCCAACAACCCUUUUGCGGCACAAAUCAAGCCUCCUGCUCCCCUGCCGCUCACCACUCUCGAGAUAUACACCAAGACGGACGAGUACGGCAAAUGGAACUUUAGCAAAGUCGACGCAUUGACCACGGUAGGUCCGGCGCUGCGACGUCCCGUCAGCACCUACGGCCUGGCGGCCGACGUGGCCGGAGAGGGCUGGAACCGGGGCGAGGUUCGACGCAGCAUCAUGGUCGGAGACGGCACCGGACUCUUCUUGCCGCUGCCCCCACCCCCGGCCCAGGACGACUUUGGCCGCAGGGGAUCUGGCGUGUCCGACAACUGGCGGCCCUCUAGCAGCGGCGGCGACUCUCUGCGCCCGCCGCCCCCUCUUUGGCCGUGAUUUGAUGCUCUGGUAACUUUUUUCUUCCAUUUUCGGGUUUUCCCCCUUGUCUUUUCGGCCAUUUGCCGUUUCGGUGUCAAGGAGCGAGGUCAUGAGGCAAAAUCAGAGACAUGAUGAUUGAUGAUAGCACACUGCUCUUGUUCAUUUCUGCUUCUUUUCUAUCUCGAUUUACUUCUAAUCUUAGUAACCAGUGUAAUAUAGAGGGGGGGGGGGAAUGGGGGAAAGUCUGGGAUAGCAUUCGGGGGAUAUUAAUUGGUUCAUAAUUCCCGUCAAUUCUUGACGAUAGUUCUAUACAGACCUCUAUGACCUCUUU